Prosopis cineraria is the source of this 2236-nucleotide messenger RNA. RefSeq names its product polyamine oxidase 1-like. Lineage: Eukaryota; Viridiplantae; Streptophyta; Magnoliopsida; Fabales; Fabaceae. Gene Ontology annotation, molecular function: polyamine oxidase activity. Bases 82 to 1572 code for a protein of 496 amino acids. The record is from RefSeq and is a predicted model, not a curated record. Gene Ontology annotation, biological process: polyamine catabolic process. The transcript is spliced from 10 exons.
UUUUGCUCCUCUCCAACUAAUCUCAUUUCCCCUCUUCCUGCAUUCGUAUGCAGUCUCUCUCUUGUUUCCGCACACAGAUACAUGGACUCACCCUCUCGCUCCUCCGUCAUCAUCGUCGGAGCUGGUAUUUCCGGUAUCUCUGCCGCGAAAGUGUUGGCUGAGAACGGAAUAGAGGACAUGGUGAUUCUGGAGGCUUCCGACCGUAUCGGCGGUAGGAUCAGGAAGGAAAAUUUCGGAGGUGUGUCGGCGGAACUUGGAGCUGGUUGGAUUGCCGGAGUUGGUGGUAAAGAGUCCAAUCCUGUUUGGGAACUAGCCGCCAAAUCUGGCCUCCGAACCUGCCUCUCUGAUUACAGCAAUGCGCGCUACAAUAUCUAUGAUCGCAGCGGGAAAAUCUUUCCGAGUGGAAUCGCUGCCGACUCUUACAAAAAGGCGGUGGAGUCGGCAAUUCAAAAGCUGAAGAACCAGGAUGCCGAUCACGGUGGCGACGUCAACAAAAUAACAGAACCUCCUUCGUCGCCAAAGACGCCAAUAGAGCUGGCCAUUGAUUUUAUCCUACAUGAUUUCGAAAUGGCAGAGGUGGAGCCAAUAUCUACAUAUGUAGACUUUGGGGAGAGAGAAUUUUUAGUUGCGGAUGAACGAGGGUAUGAGCAUCUGCUGUAUAGAAUGGCUGAAGAUUUUCUCUUCACUUCAGAGGGUGUCAUCUUGGACAGUCGUCUCAAGCUUAACAAGGUCGUCCGGGAAUUGCAGCACUCGAGAAGGGGCGUUACCCUAAUAACGGAAGAUGGUUGCGUUUUCGAGGCUGACUACGUGAUUCUAUCUGUUAGUAUUGGCGUCCUCCAAAGCGAGCUUAUCGCCUUUCACCCUCCUUUACCUAGGUGGAAAGUGGAAGCCAUAGGGGAAUGUGAUGUGAUGGUCUACACUAAAAUCUUUCUGAAGUUUCCGUGUAAGUUCUGGCCAAGUGGACCCGAAAAGGAAUUCUUCAUCUAUGCUCAUGAGCGGAGAGGCUAUUACACAUUUUGGCAGCACAUGGAGAAUGCUUACCCUGGCUCCCACAUCUUGGUUGUGACAUUGACCAAUGAGGAAUCGAAACGCGUAGAAGCUCAAUCUGAUAGAGAGACCCUAAAAGAAGCUAUGGCGGUUCUUAAGGAUAUGUUUGGACCCAACAUACCAGAUGCCACUGAUAUACUUGUUCCCCGCUGGUGGAAUAAUAGAUUCCAGCGUGGCAGCUAUAGCAACUAUCCCAUUAUCUCUAACCCGCAAGUUGUGCAUAAUAUUCAGGCCCCAGUUGGUCGUAUUUUCUUUACUGGAGAGCACACAAGUGAAAGAUUUAAUGGCUACGUCCAUGGUGGAUACCUCUCAGGUAUUGACACCAGCAAAAUGUUACUAGAAGAAAUGAAGAAAGAGAAGGAAAGAAAAAGUGAGAGCAAAACUUUAUUACUAGAACCCUUGCUAGCAUUGACUGGUUCACUAACCUUGUCACAACCAGACACAGUGUCCAACCUCCACAAAUGGGACAUUCCCACACAAUUAUACCUCAGCAGCAAGCUUGGGAUCGCAGAGGCCAUAUUAUGACAAUAUGGUUACGGUAGACAUCAUAAUCACAAAACCUAUGAACGUGGUAAGGAUGAAACAUACAUCAUGACUUACCAGAAUCAUCAUCUAGGCCUGACAGGCCUUGGUCCUGGGUCAUCUCUUCAAUCAAGCCUUUAACUUGGUGCCACUGGUGUUUGCAUCAAAAAAGGAAAUUCUUGGGUAGCUUCUUUCCAUAAAAGAUUGAUCCACUGAGUCUAAUCACAAAGAUACACAUAAUCUGUUUGAUAUGUUUAUGUGUAUCUUUAUAAUUGACUGAGUUGGCAUAUUAUGCUUAGGCUGAAAUUAUUUGAAUUUCUUUCCUCAAGAAGUUAUAAUGGUGAGGUGAUGAAGAAGUGGGAAAAAUCUACUUGGAUCUCUAAUCGUUACUGGUUUCUGCUAAUGGAGCUGACUUGGUUAUUUAUAUAUAUAUAUAUUUUUUUUUUCUGGAGGGCAAUUCAUUGUUUUAGUCAUAGUUAUCAAAGCUUUGUUCUUUGUAGCCAGAGGAUUAUGUUUGCUUAGAUUGUAGUUUUAUUGACAGUUGAUGAUUUCCAGUUAAAGAACCCUCUCGCUGAUUGGUUUCGGAAAUCAUGUGCCUAGUUCUAAUUUUAGGGGCUGAUUUGGUUGUGUGUAGUGUUAUGCCAAUCAUUAUUGUAUUUGUAUCUAA